CAAGCCGACAAGAUGAGGGGCCAUUUUUUCGCCAGGCACCUGCUACCUUCUCAUCUCUUGCUCUCUUCUAUACCUACACUGUCAAACUGAACAUGGCGUCCCUCAAGAGAAGCCCACCUUUCCGCGCUGAGCACGUUGGCUCAUUGCUCCGUCCCCAGGAGCUUGUGCAAAAGCGUUACGAUGUCGCCUCAGGCAAAGCUCAGCCAGACGAGCUUGUGCCUUUGGAAGACAAGUCUGUUGCAGAGGUGGUCAAAUUCCAGCAGGAUUGCGGACUCAAGGUCGUCUCGAGCGGCGAGUAUACUAGGCAUAUGUUCUGGGGUACCUUUUUUGAAACACUUCACGGCAUGAAAGAGCUACAGCUUGGCGUCCUCAAGGGCUACAACAAGGAUAUGUUUCGCGCUUAUGCGCCGGACGUCAAGUCGUUUAUGGAAGCAAAGGAAGUACCCAACCACGUCACUGUCUGCGUCGACAAGAUUAGACACCCUGGAAAAUCCAGCAACCAACGAGAAGUUGAUUUGAUGAAGAGCCUGCUUCCUGAAAGCGAAUGGAAGAACAUCAAAAUCACGCUCAUCUCGCCAUCUUGGUACCAUUUCCGUUACAUGAAUGGCUCAGCCUACCCUAAAGAGGUGUACGCGAAUGACGAGGAGUAUUUUGACGAUGUUGCCAAGGCGUAUCAAGAGGAGCUCAAGAUCCUUCACUCGCAGGGAAUCAGGAAUAUCCAGAUUGACGACCCCAAUCUUGCCUAUUUUUGCUCUGACGACAUGCUGGCGGGCUGGAAAGCAGACAAGACAAACAGCAAGACUGCCGACGAGAUGUUUGACUCGUAUGUAAAGUUCUACAAUAAGUGCUUCGAGCGGCCCGCGGACAUGCAUCUCGGCAUUCACUUGUGCCGCGGCAACUAUGUCGGAAGCCGACAUUUCAGUGAAGGCGCUUAUGACCUUAUCGCAAAGAAGCUAUUCCAGGAUCUCGACGUUGACACUUACUAUCUUGAAUACGACACACCUCGCGCCGGAGGUUUUGAGCCGCUAGAGCAUCUUCCAAAAGGCAAGAAUGUUGUCCUAGGCGUUAUCACCUCCAAGUUCCCUAAGCUCGAAGACAAGGACGAGAUGAUUGCCAGAGUCAACCAGGCUGCGGAUUGGAUUGCAAAGGGCACUGGUCAGUCACGCGAGGACGCGCUCAAACAGUGCUGCGUUAGCCCACAAUGUGGUUUUGCAUCACACGCUGAAGGUAAUGCAUUGGGUUAUGAAGACAUGAGGAAGAAAUUGCAGCUUGUCAGGAGCAUCGCGGAUGCUGUGUGGCCCGGGGAGCCUUAGGCGCUAAGGAAGCGAAAAAGAAGAGUCUAAGACACUGCUGCGGGGGGUCUUGACACAUACUGUUAGGGGAAGCAGUGCAGGAGUAGUGAAUUCGAACCGAAUGCCGAGUUCAACAUGGCGUUUUUAUGGGUAGUUCUAUCGGUUUAGGUGGCGGCAAGCGAGUCAGGUUGGUGCAUUGUGUGGCGAAGAAGGAGAGGGACAAAAAGGAAGACGAAGAUGAAGACGACGACGCCUGUUCAACCAUUUUGUCAACGUCGC
Messenger RNA from Bipolaris sorokiniana ND90Pr, 1571 nucleotides. RefSeq lists its product as uncharacterized. The record is from RefSeq and is a predicted model, not a curated record. Lineage: Eukaryota; Fungi; Ascomycota; Dothideomycetes; Pleosporales; Pleosporaceae. Gene Ontology annotation, molecular function: zinc ion binding; 5-methyltetrahydropteroyltriglutamate-homocysteine S-methyltransferase activity. The coding region runs from base 93 to 1313 and encodes 406 amino acids. The transcript has 3 exons.